Raphanus sativus (radish) is the source of this 1089-nucleotide messenger RNA. RefSeq names its product F-box/kelch-repeat protein At4g38940-like. Lineage: Eukaryota; Viridiplantae; Streptophyta; Magnoliopsida; Brassicales; Brassicaceae. Gene Ontology annotation, molecular function: protein binding. The transcript has a single exon. The record is from RefSeq and is a predicted model, not a curated record. Bases 1 to 1089 code for a protein of 362 amino acids.
AUGUCUAGGGCAGAGAAGAAUCAAUCGCCGUCGUCGUCGUCUCCGAUUACGUCACUUCCGGAGGACGUCGUGAUUGACAUCUUGGCGCGUGUACCGAGACGAGACUAUCCAAGAGUCUCCCUCGUUUCAAAGCACUUCCGGUCACUCGUUUCGUCGCGUGAGAUAUACGCAGCAAGACGAUCUUCGCUGGGUUGCACUGAGCAUUGUAUCUAUGCUGUCCUCGUUUCAAAGCACUUCCGGUCACUCGUUUUGUAUACGCUUCGCCGGAAAGAGAAAGACAAGAACAGCCCCCGCUUGGUCCUAAUCCCUGGGCUUCCUGAUAUGCCUAGUGAUGGAAGCUUUGUAGCUGUGGGUUCAAGGAUAUAUGUGUUUUGUGAGAUUAACUCUUUCUUCAUCGACUGUACAUCCCACACUGUGCAACAUCUCCCGAGGAUGCCUGUCCCCAUGUCUGAUACAGCCGCUGUCGUCAUCGGAGGGAAAAUCUAUGUAAUUGGGUGUAUCAGUUCAAAGUCAGAGUCAAAGGCGAUGGUUGUGUUCGACACAGAAACACAAACGUGGGUGACAGUGCCAGGGAUGGAGUUGUAUGAUGAUGAUGAUGUGUAUGCGUAUAGAAGCUUGGUGGUGAUGGGUGGUAAGAUGUACGCGUGGGGUUUUCAGAAUAACUUUGUUUACGACCCAAAGGAAGGCAAAUGGGAGUCGGAAGAGAUGCUGAGUUCGAACUACUGGGGUGAUGGGAACGCGUGUGUUGUUGAUGAUGUUUUGUACUUUUACCAUGAUUUUCGUGACAAUGAAUUGAGAGCGUAUGAUCCAGAGCGCAAGUGUUGGGGAGUGGUGAAUGGUUUGGAUGAUUUGUUGGCUGGGAUGAGACGUGUUGAUAGUUUUUUGGGAGUGACUAUGAGUAAUUACGCUGGCAAACUGGUUUUGUUUUUUCGUAGUCGAGAAAUCAUUGGGGAGAUUUGUUGUGCGGAGAUUUCACUGGAAAGACGCAAAGGAGGUCAGAUUUGGGGUAGAAUUGAUCAGUGGUGGUGCGAUCAUGCUUCGAUUGCUCCUAUUUGUUACAUUACGAAAUCUCUAGAUGUUGUGCUUUGA